CGUUGGUUGGUCGUGAGGUUGGUUAAGGUUCGUUAGCCGUUUGGCUGGUCAAAAGUGAGUGACAUUAAGCAGGCAGGCAUUAAACGAGUGGGAGUUAAUAAUAAUAUUGAAUUGUCCUUGCUACACCAAUUUGCAUACACAGUUUACAGUUCACUUAAUUGUUUAAUGUGAGUCUCAUUAAUUUCGUGGGGCGAAAUUGAAAUAGAGAUCUCUUUUUAAGUACAAAUUUGCAAGAAGAUUUAGCAUUACGGAAGGCGCCAUGCUGUGCAAAGUGGACACCCAGACGGAUGGGACGUUUAAGUUGAAAUUUGUAACCAUUAUGGUGGGGAUUCUGGACGUAAUUCUGGCGUCGUGUGGAUCAUGUGGAGAUAAGAAUGAUAUUUAUUUCCUGGUUACCGUUCUGGUAAUUUUUAGCAUGUCCUUCCUCCACUUGACGUGUUCCUUGUUGGAUGUCUUCAAAGCGAAUUGGACGUCACGGGGAAUGGAUUUUUUAUUCCACUGCGUCGCCGGCGUGUUGAUAAUGAUAACUUCGAUCGUUGUCCUUUCCGCGACGGAUGCGAGCAGUUGUCGCGUCAUGGAGAAGACGAGUGCUGCGACCAUCGGAAUCUUCAAUGCCUUCAUCUACCUCUACAUUUGCUGGCUGAUUAUGCAACUACUUCGCCGGAAGGAUAAAGCGUCCGCAUUUCCGCUCUACAUUUUCUGUGGCCUUAGCCGCGCUCCCCUUUUUCCUGGAAGCGGAGAUGAAGAAAUGAUCCACCAUUUUGAGAGAAAGUUGUCCAUGUCGUCCACCAUUCCGACAAAGUUGCCGAAAAGUCGAGUAGGAACGCAGGAGUCGAUGAUGGUGAACAAAAGUUCGGGCGGAGGGACGCCGACGCCGGUGGAAACUUGAGGUCAUUUUUGCGAGGAGGAGAACGCCUUGAUUUUGGUUUAUGCGUUAAGAGAGUCGUUUUAAGUGGAAGGCUUGGAUUAAUUUUGGAUUUAGCUUGAAUUUAUUACUUUUUGGUUGAUUGAGCACCACUGAUAAAUCAUGUGAAUUAUUCUCUCUGAUCAUACUUAAAUAUAGUGCUACAUUUUUACGACUAAACUAAACACGUGCCAUACGAGACAAGAUACGACUAUAAGAAUAGUAUUUGACACCUUGGAAGACAUGCCUUAAUAAAUGCUAAUGUCUAAUGGAAUUUACGAUGUAUUACAUAUAUAUAAUCAUUCGAUGUAUGUAUGUAACAUAGAAGUUCGUAGAUAGAGAUUGGUUUUACAAAUCGGGGAGUAACUUUCGACUAAAUAGUUUAUGGAUAUGCUAGUCAUUUGGAAAGUUUCUAAUUUUAGAGUAUUUAUGAAAAAUUUAGUGAUAAUUCUAAGGUGUUUGGUAAUUAAGGUUUGGCGUUGCUUGACUCAUUUGGACGAGAGCAGUUUACUUUCCAUUCUUGAGAAUAAAGUUGAUAAUUCCUUGCGUCGA
Messenger RNA from Folsomia candida, 1456 nucleotides. RefSeq lists its product as uncharacterized. The coding region runs from base 260 to 889 and encodes 209 amino acids. The transcript has 4 exons. Lineage: Eukaryota; Metazoa; Arthropoda; Collembola; Entomobryomorpha; Isotomidae. The record is from RefSeq and is a predicted model, not a curated record.